Molecule: messenger RNA, 1477 nt
Organism: Patiria miniata (bat star)
Lineage: Eukaryota; Metazoa; Echinodermata; Asteroidea; Valvatida; Asterinidae
Gene: fbxo16
Product: F-box only protein 16-like
Exons: 8
Coding region: 27-1313 (428 amino acids)
Molecular function (GO): protein binding
Source: RefSeq, a predicted model, not a curated record
UUUCCCGUUUCAAUUCCCGUCGUGCAAUGCGACAAAGAAAAUGGCGGCCUUCUGAAGGCAGAAGUUGUGUACAUUGGAUACGCAAUUUUGAAGACUGUUUUGGACCCCUUCUUCGUCGCAAGCCUGGAUCUAAUUGUUUCAGAGAAGCGGGGUCGACGCAGGGAAUAAUCAUGGCGUGGUCUGGGGAACAAAAGAGGCUGGAAAACAAGAAGAAGAACCUGGAUUCCAAGAUUCGGUUUAGUGCGUGGACGCCGAUGAAUCACACGCCAACGAAUGACAAGGUAUAUGAAGAGAGAAAAGACGUGCUGAGAAAAUGGUUUGACAGGUGGAGUGACACACAGCGCCGUGCAUCCAUCGUUGAAAUCAUGGAGCGCUGUAGCUUGGGACAGCUCCAAUUCAUGAAGCAGAUCGCUGUCGCCAAAUUGCCCAUAGUCUGCCAAGAUUUUACAAGGGAACUUCCCAGAGCAAUCUGCCUGUAUAUCUUCUCGUUUCUGGAUCCCCGAAGUCUGUGCAGAUGUGCUCAGGUUUGUUGGUACUGGAAGUACUUGACCGAGCUGGACCAGAUCUGGAUGCCUAAAGCGCUGCGGCUGAGCUGGUACCUGACCUUCUCUCCAAGUCCCUAUGAGACGGGUGUGUGGAAGAGGCACUACCUGGAGAACGUCAGGGGUUUGCAUUACGUCAACCCUAAGGAAUCCAAGGUGCCAGCCAGUUCCGAGCUGAACGGUAACACGGCCGACAGCCCCACACCCGACAAGACCAGCAAACGCUCCGCCCCUAAGCUGAAGAGUAAGCCCCCUAAGCCCCUGGAGCACAAGCCUUGGAGGGCCAAUGCACCGAUGGCUGAGGAUAUCAAGAGAAAUAACUACUUGGAUAACCCGGAUGAAAUCCUUCUACAGAGGCAGAAACGUCUUGAGAGGAACAAGCAGAUGAGGGAGCGACGGAAUUCAGCCUCUGCCUCAGACCUGACCAAGGACCCAGAGAGAGCAGCCAAGAAGACCCAGGCCUCGGUCAAUAUGGCUUACAAACUCAAGAAGGCCAAGUCGUCAUCGAAUAUUGCCAGCGAUGAAAAACCUGCCUCCAAUCUGGCCCCCGACAGGCCCAUGUGGGCCCAGAACACGGAGAACCUGCCCCCAGACAUGCUGGUGACGGCCGACACCAUCGGGGGGAAGGAUGCGUCCAGACGACCCCCGCCUCUGGCCAAGAACAUCCCCCGAUCGGCUGCGGUCAGGAGGAAUGAUAGAGACUUGCCAGAAGGUGAUCUGUUUCCAACUCGAGGAUGGCAGCAAGUUGACUUUUCUGAUGACGAAGGAUGACCUCGCUAAGGGACAGUAGAUAAUAAUAUUAGAUUAAUUAACAGCCGAGGGAACAGUAUUAAAGAAAUCACAGAACAGAGAGAUGUUAGGCCAAAAAAAAGUCUUCGGUUUCUGGUAUGGAGCUUGCCCCAAAAGUGGUGCGGCAACGCGGCUCCCCCCCCCUU